GAACUAGUCACAAAAUCGAACCUGUGCGAUGCAGGUCCCUUUUGUGGAAUUUGUAUGUGGGAAUUUGGAUCCUAGUCCAUGGCACGAUGGAGUUGUUGGUGCUUGCUGGUUUGAAGUAUACGUUUAUAUCCCUUUGACUUUAUUGUGUACAAUCACCUCAUUCAUUUAUUGCGUUGUCCUGUGUCGGCACUUAGCAUUUGACAGUUUUUAUUGUUCAGUCUUCUAUUUUCGAGUGGCCAUAGAUAUAACAAUCGUUACCAGCAGUGGUGUAAUUAUCGUUCUCGGGUUUCUUCUUCCAUACUACGAGGAGGGGUUUUCUAUUAACUCUCGUUUUUUUGCAAUUCACAGUUUCAUAACAGUAAUACUCUGGAUUACAACACUAAUCCUUGAUUAUCUCCAUGGUAAAGCCCUCAAAUAUACUUCAAGGGGUUCUCGGAUUCAUCUUUCGUUUUCAAUAAUAUACUUCUUUUGCUUAGCUAUAAACUGCUGGUCUUUUCGUAGAGAAGUGGAUGCGCUAUGGAGACCAUAUGUUAUUGUUAAUUGCUAUAUUCAAUUACUCCUGUUAUGUCUGCAUUUACUUUCCAAGGUCCCAGUGUUCUACCCCUCGGAAGAGCCUAGGCGCAGAAGGGCUAGGAUCUUAAGACAAAAUUCCAAUAGCAUCCAGUUGUCUACAAGUUAUCAGUCAAAUGAAAUUACACAGAGACCCACUUCGCAAAAUGUUAAUGACCAUGAAGAUUCGGCUUCAUGGUUUUCAAAGUUAUGUUUUUGUUGGGUUAAUAAUCUAGUGCGUAGUGGUUAUUACGGAGAAUUGUAUUCACUCACAAAUCUACCUUUGGUCCCUAAACGUCUGAAUACAUACACUUUGGAGUCAAAAGUCCCUAAAUUAAAGUUGAAAUCUGUAACUAUUGAUGAAACGAUUAGACAAAAUCACGAUAUUUCUAACAAAGGGUGUUCUAUCAAAGCUUGUGUUCUAUUUUUAAAAGCAAGUUAUGAAGCAUUCGGUCGUGAAUUCCUGUAUCUCGGUUUGCUCAAACUUUUACUUAGUGGCUUCGGUUUAUGUGGUCCAGUAGUUUUAAAUCAUUUCAUUCUAAACGUGACAAACUCCGAAACUCCCUCAUGGUCUUGCAUUCUUGUUGGGUUCGGACUAGUUUUUUUGUCAUUGAAGAUAGCAGUUUUGAGCACAUCUUACAAUUACAAAAUGGCAAGUUUCGGCUUCAAAGUUAGAGUCAGUGUAACUGGGAUGGUUUACAGGAAAAUUUUAUCCCUUAAAACUUCGUCACUUAAUUGUAUUGGAACAGGAUGUUUGGUUAAUUAUCUGACCUCUGAUGCUGAUAGAAUAGUCAAUUUCGCACCUAGUAUUCACGAAGUGUGGGCAAUGCCUCUGCAGUUAUCUGUUGCAGUCGGACUACUUUACCACCAACUCGGGCUUGCCUGUUUAGUAGGCAUUGGGUUUCUACUUGUGUUACUUCCUCUGAAUCGUAUUUUAGCAACAAAAAUCGGGAAGUUUAGUCGCCGUUUGAUGAUGUUUAAGGAUACACGGAUUAAGUUGAUGUCUGAAAUUCUAUCAAAUACGCUUUCAGUGAAACUAGCAUGUUGGGAGAAUUUAAUGAAAAAUCGUGUCAUGCAUUCUCGCAUUCAGGAGUUGAACGCUCUACGUGGUCAAAAGUUGCUGGACGCUUGUUGUGUAUUCUUUUGGGCUGUCUGUCCUGCACUGUUAGCCAGUUCAACAUUCGCAACUUAUGUGGCUAUCGGUAACGAAUUAAAAGCUUCUGUGGUAUUUUCUAGUCUUGCAUUAUUUGGAAUGUUGAUUGGUCCGAUGAAUGCUUUUCCUUGGGUUAUUAAUGGUGUUAUGGAAGCAACUAUUUCCAUGCAACGUAUUACAAAACUCUUCUAUUUAUCAUCUGGUUCAUUUUCAUUAGAAUUAACUGAUACGCCGCUCUCUGAUGUUGGAAUUCCAACAGAUAUUCCGAUUGUUUGUUCUUUUGCCGAAAAAUCUACCAUCAGCAUGCCAGUAAACAUUAUGAAUGAAUCAUUCUAUUAUACUAACUGUGAUAAUUUAGUUUUAAAAAAUAUCACUCUCCAGGUGCAGUGGGGACAAUUAAUCGGUGUAAUUGGACCAGUUGGUUCCGGGAAAUCAUCUUUACUUCUAAGCAUAUUGGGUGAAUUACAAUCGGUUGUUUCAGGAGACGAACUUAGAAAUGAAAGUAUGAAAACGAAUCCACGACUUCGAUAUGCUUAUGUGGGACAAACUCCUUGGCUUCAUUCUGGAACUAUACGCGAAAAUAUUUUAUUUGGCUCAGAUUGUGAUUUAGCAUGGAUGAAUACUGUAAUUGAAGCGUGUGCCUUAAAAGUUGAUCUGGGUAAACUUCCGAAUGGUUUAGACACAGAUGUUGGUGAAGCUGGCGGAAACAGUCUUAGUGGAGGUCAACGGGCUCGUGUUGCUCUUGCUCGAGCUGUUUAUCAAAAGGCCGAUGUUUAUCUUUUAGAUGACCCAUUAUCUGCACUUGAUGUUGAUGUUGGUCAACAGAUUAUCACCAAUUGUUUACUUGGUCUUUUAUCAGGAAGAACUAGAAUUAUCGUCACACACCAGUUGGAUUGGUUAAUGAACACUAAAAUUGUAAAUGAACGUGCUCAAGUGGAUUUUAUUGUUGAAUUAAAAGAUGGAAUAAUUACUCGAAAAAUUCCAGGUAAUCUUUACCCUGACAAUGAUGAUAACGAUCAUAUGCAUCAACCCGUUCUUGACAUCAACAGCAGUCCUCCUUAUAAUGAAUCCACAUUAUCCAGUGAUAAUCAUCAUGACAGUAGUGAAAACAAUAAUAAUUCGACGUUGGAAAAUGAUGAUGUUCCGUUAAUUACUAUUAAAGAAUACAGCAGUGUCAAUCAAUCCGAAUUCAGUCCGAAUUGUGUAAUCAAUAAUAAUAACAAUAACAAUGUGAAUAUAAAUAUGGAACAUAUGGCAGUCGGUUCCAUUAGUCCCCAUGUCUACAAAUCGUAUAUUCAUUCUGUUGGCUACUUUUUAACAUUCUCCAUUAUUUUGUCUUUAUUGUUAAUGCAAGGUACUCGAAAUGCAUCUGAUUGGUGGUUAUCAUACUGGGUACAAAAUGGGAAUUUAUCUGCAGUAGUUUCAUCAUUUCAAGACUCAUCUUACCAAACAGAAUUAUUCCCAGAUAAUCAUACGAAAAAUAAAUAUCUUCACUCAACUCAUAAUUUAUCAUCAAUUAAUUACAAUUCAUCCAUUAAUGAAUUGCUUCAAACGAGCAUACAUUCUGCUGUACGGUUUGGUGAGCCUAAUUCUAUCACUGGAUAUUAUUACUUAGAGAUCUAUGCAUUUGUAGUGAUAAGUAAUCUGAUUGCUACAAUAUUUCGUGCUGUUUUAUUUGCUUUCGGUGGUCUAGUCGCUGCAUCUGUUGUUCAUGAAUCUGCUUUGGACACAAUUUUGGAGGUCAAUUUACUAUUAUUGUAGUAAUUAUAAUCAUGUAAAUUGUAUUGUGGUGUCUGCUACUUAUACUGACGGAUAUAAGUAGUAUGUAUCAGGAAGCGAGAGUAGGAUUCUUACUGACAGAAGAGGAAAAUGAGGAGAAGAGAAAGAAAAACAAAAGCAGUCAGAGUAGCAACAGGAAUGGAACAACGAUAGAGUUUGUAAGAGACACUUCAAAGAAGCUGUGCAAAUAAUGUAUUCAAUGUAUUGCUUUCAUAUUUUACAAAUUCGGUAUGUGAUUUUGCUUAGUAUAACAAAUUGGUUUACUUUCCCGGACUCUUUGUUCAUUAUACUAUUACUAAACGUUUUACAACGCAUAGUACAUAAAUAUAGCGAGUUAUAAAUAGGGUUGCACAUCUGGCACCGAAGUUAUGUAAACCUUUUGAUUAAAUAUACGAAAAAAAUGCGAAUAUCAUAUUUGCGAUUUAUUUCCUUACAUUCUUAUGUAAGGUUGGUAUAAUACAUGCUGAAAAUCCCACCAUACAAUUACACUGUACAUUUAAAAUUUUUGAUCGUCUUAGUCCAGUGGUGACUUAAUCGACAUUCGGAACGUAUACCCAUGAAAACAGUAGUCAGUCAGUCACUCAGUCGUAAACAACGUGGAAUUUAGUACAAAUGUCCAAUGAUCUAAUUUGCUAAACUUCGUAGGAGACGUCUAUCUUCAUCGAUAAGAAUCAUCGUAGAAUACCACCCAAUACUCCGUUAUAUGUUUUCGAGAUCAAAUCACUAUAAUUAACCAGGCACAUUCCGAAGAAGGCAAAGGAAAAAACCACGUCUUUAUUGCCAAGAAAGUGUAUAGAUAGAAAGCAUGGACGGAAAAGUCUGAUAUAAAUGGAUCUUAAAAACAGAUUCUAUAGAUCUACUCUGGUUAUUCCAUACGUAGGUUAGGUAAGAUCUCAUUGGUUGGUCCGCUUUCAAUUAAUCAUUGACAGCGAUUAUAUUAAGAAUGUGCUGAGAAUUUAAAUGUAAACCGUGUAUAAACUCCAAUUUUCUUACCACUGUCUCUUAUUGUUCGCAACUUCAGAAUAUAUAUUCGUCCGCUUCUAAUCCUUGUUUAAAUUUGGGACAUGUGGGGUGAAGUAUUAUUUCCAAGGGUUUACUUAUCAGUAGAAGACGUACCACUAAGGUUGGGAUUUCGAUAUCAAAAUUUGAGACAAGUAACCUUAACGAUCUACUCCGGUUUGAAUAAUUUAGUAGUUGAUAUACGCAAAUCAGUACUAUUCAGCGUCUAAUUCAUUCUUAUACUAGAACACGUAGUCAAGCUCAAAUUAUUGCUUUUAUACUUUAACUCUGAUAUUUCGUAAUCGCAAAUAAAAUAUAACUGACACUGUAAGUUUGUAGAAUUAUCCAAGGCAUAUACAUUCUAUUUCACACCCGAUAACCUUUCGUUACGUCAUACACAUACGCAAAUGGUCAUAAUUAUUGGCCUAGCAAUUUUUCCAAACAUGCAUACCAAAGUUCUUUCAUAAAAGCUAAAACGCUUAUGAGACGCUUGUAGCCUCUCUCUCUCUCUCUAAAUAUAUAUAUUUCUCUCAUUGUAGGGACGACAGAAUUACUUUAAUACUACACCGCAAGGUCGUAUUCUCAAUCGUUUCUCAUCUGACGUUGGUACAGUAGAUGACGCAUUACCAUUCCAAUUAAACAUUCUACUAGCCAGUUUAGCUGGAUUAUUGGGUGCAUUAGUUAUUGUUUGUGUAUCACUACCAAUGUUAAUCUUCUUUCUGCUACCUCUUGUAUUCAUUUUCUGGUCUAUUCAAAGGCAAUAUCGUGGAGCUGCUAGAGAUCUAAAGCGAAUUUCUAGUAUUGUUCGUUCACCUGUUUAUGGUCAUUAUACCGAUACUUUAUCUGGAUUAGCAGUAAUACAUGGUUUAGGUCAAGAAAUCCGUUUUCGACAAUUAACAGCUUGUAAAUUAUCUGAUCAAAUACGUGCUGAGUUAGCUAGCUUGGCUGCUAGUUGUUGGUUAAGUAUAAGACUACAAUUAAUUGGCAGUGCUGUGAUUACUGGUGUGGUCAGUGUAUCAUUAAUUGGUCGAUUGUUUGACUGGACACAUAUAGCUUCUAUUGGUUUGUCGGUUGUGUAUGCACUUAAUAUUUCCGGUUUAAUGACUAGUGUUGUGUAUGAUAUGACUGAAACAGAGAAAAAUCUUGUAGCUGUAGAACGUUGUCAAGAAUUAAUUGAUGAUACUCCAAUUGAACAUGAUAUUGUAUCAAUUAAACCCAUGGGGCCUCAACCUCGUUCUUCGUCACACAGUCACCUUCGUUUGCCGAAAGAGAGGAAAAGUGGUAUUGCUUAUCCUACAGGACUACUGCCUAACUGGCCAGCAUCUGGAUCCAUUUUUUUCAACAAUGUUUCGCUUACCUAUCGUCAAAACUCCGAGUCAGCUAAUGAACAAUCUGUCAAAGCUCUUGAUGAUGUCAGUUUUACUGUUAAACCCGGUGAAUGUGUAGGAAUUGUUGGCCGUACAGGAUCUGGUAAAAGUAGUCUCAUCAAAGUGUUAUUACGUCUGGUUGACCACCUCCCUGGACCGUAUACAAACCAAUAUAUAGCCAAUCAGACGGGAUUCAUAGGUGCCACCGGUCAAGUGUUUGUCGAUGGAAUAGAUGUUCGCACUAUUCCUCUCACCUUACUUCGUUCUCGGAUUCUAACUAUUUGUCAGGAACCAUUUCUCUUUUCUGGGUGCUUACGAGACAAUCUAGAUCCUGAGAAUAAGCUAAAUGAUUCUGUAUUGGAAGACGUUUUAUUGAAAUGUCAACUGGCUACAAGUCGCUUACAAGCCUCUCAGUGGUUACUUCGUGAAGUUGGUGAAUCAGGACGAGAUAUAUCUGCCGGGCAAAGGCAAUUGAUUUGUUUAGCUCGAGCUUUACUUCGUCAACCUAGGCCAAAAAUUAUUUGUUUAGAUGAAGCCACUGCUUCAGUGGACAACAAAUGUGAAGAAACUAUUCAUCAAGUCCUUGACCAAGAAUUUCAAGGAGCCACAAUAUUACUCAUAGCCCAUCGACUUGCUUCAGUUCGUCGUUUAUGUUCACGUGUUAUAGUCAUGCAGUCUGGACGAUUGGUUGCAGAAGGUCCACCAAAAGAAAUUUUAGAUGCCUUAUUCAAUCAUAUUGAAACCAGAGAUCUGGUCACAUUGUAAACAGUGACAUUAAUUUAUAGAUCUGAUCUGUUAGCUAACUAAAUUAUGCAUUAUUGUUUUACUAUUUUUAAUAAUAUGUAUUUGAUUUCUUUCUGAUUAACAAUGUAUUUUUCCUAAAGGUACAUAUUGGCUGAGAAAAAGUAAUUUUUCGCCUUCAGUUUAGUAUGUCAGUCAGUCAGUCAGCUACAACGUAGGACCAGACACAUAUAUGC
This is a messenger RNA of Schistosoma haematobium, 6824 nucleotides long. RefSeq names its product Multidrug resistance-associated protein 7, variant 2. Lineage: Eukaryota; Metazoa; Platyhelminthes; Trematoda; Strigeidida; Schistosomatidae. The record is from RefSeq and is a predicted model, not a curated record. Gene Ontology annotation, biological process: transmembrane transport. The coding region runs from base 29 to 3463 and encodes 1144 amino acids. Gene Ontology annotation, molecular function: ATP binding; ABC-type transporter activity; ATP hydrolysis activity. The transcript has 13 exons. Gene Ontology annotation, cellular component: membrane.